AUGCCCUUGAAGCCGGUCCAGUUCCUGAGUUGGCCCCACUGUUCACAGGCCACAGUGUCAUCGAUCGAGCCCCGAGAUUACCCUCUUCAUCAUGCCGCCUUUCUGAAUGACGUGGAUUGGGCGAAGAGGAUCCUGGCCAAAGGAGAGGUCCCAAUCGAUAAACAGAAUGUUCAUGGGGACACAGCGCUGCAUGUGGCGACCAUGAUGGGUCAUAAAGGUAACGAUUGAAGUUAAUUUGGCCUGAUUGGCUGUUUUUUGGGUGACAAUUUCGAAUUUUUAAAUUUCCCGCCAAUUUUUUGGCAUUGUGUUUCACGUACGGAACGUCAGAAAGGUGUUGCCUUCUUUUUUUAAAAACUGCUUUUGUUGUUGGGAUUUGCCUUUUUGGACUUUUAUACAUCACAAAAAGUUUGAAUUUUUGAAUUUCCCGCCAAUGUUUGGCAUUGUGUUCCAAGGUUCAUUUCAACGUAUUUUAUUUUCAAAGUUUUGUCGGUGCUUUAAUUUACGUUAUUGUGGAUUCUGAAAGAUUUUGGGUAAAAUACGUCAUAGGUUAUGGCGUCCGUAUGAACAGUACAGUUUACCGUUUCAGAAAUGAUAUACCUCCUGCUUGACGCCAAUUCUUGCGUGAAAUUGAAGAACAACCAGGGAUGGAAUCCGAUGGUUGAAGCCAUCAGCUACGGAAACAGGGAAAUCAGUAAGUUUUAACAGAAUACGCUCUUUCAAUUAUUCCUUGUUAUUAUUCUUGUUUUUAGUCAAAGAAAUGCUGAAGGUGCUCCGUCUUCAGGCCAUUCGAGGGUUGGCCGAGAGAAAGCCACAUUUAUUCAGGAUUUUGGGGGAACUGCCCGAUUUUUAUAUGGAACUCAAGUGGGAUUUCCAUAGCUGGAGUAAGUUUUGAGCAAAAAAUUUUGGAAAUCAUCUUUUAGGAACGUAAAAAAUUAGGGAUGAUUUUAAAAUUCCAAAAAAUAUGUCAUCAUGACUUCAUAAAUAACGGAAUUAAAAAAAUUUUUGACAUGGAAAAAUUUUUUAAGACAUGAUUGUCUUUCAACAAACCAGUCUUGACGUAAAGAGGCGAGUAUCCGAAUAAUUGAAGGUGUCAUAAUGACGGAUUUUCCGGAAUUUUUUAAAGUUGUCCAAAUUUGACCGGAUUUUUGAUGAUUUUGAGCCACGAACAAUCUAAAAUCGUCCAGUUUAAUGUAAAAAUUUUUUCAGUACCUCUUUUGUCCCGAAUGUUGCCGUCCGAUGUCUGCCGAAUAUAUAAAUGUAAGUCUUCCCUCAGAAUGGACACCUCCCUGGUGGACGUAACUGAUAAGAAAUGGGAACGAGGGGAUAUCUCACUGCUCUUCAAUGCUUUCAAUGAUGACGAGAAGGGACGAUUAAUUUUGGUCGAUAAUGGAGAAAAAACAUACACUCAUGUGAAGGGACAACAUGAUUUCGGGGAGCUGGAUGAAGAAGUGGAUGUUCUCAUGGUGGGUUCAGCUUUUACAGAGGAGGUUCUGAAGCGAUACAGGGCCUCAGAUUAGAUUUUAUACUUGAUCAAAAAAAUUUUUUUUUUGAUUUUGUGGGAAAACUGCUAUUUGGUACUGUAAAUUGAUGUUCAAUUUUUUCAAUAGGCCAAAAUGAUAUAUCAGAAUGGGAUAGAUAGAUACUAACGGUAAUUUCGAGCACAAAAUUUUUUGCUGUUUACUAAAACCCUUCGCAUUUCAGUCCUCCGACAUAGUGGAUAUGCACAUGUCCACGAAGCCAAUCACCUUCGAACGAGCCAAAUCCGGCUGGAUUUUCCGUCAAGAGAAGACCGAGGACAUUGCUGGAUUUGUCGGAGACUUUUACUUCGUGAAUAACAUGAACUUAAUCACCAAAAAACGACGAGAACACCUGUCCCAUGAGGAUGUGAAGAAGAACAAAUCCAUCAUGAAAAAGUUCGCGACCGGUGUUAAGAUGUCCGAAGAGGAUUUCGAGCAACUGGGGACGAUUCAGCAUCGCCCGUCGUUGACUCCGCCUCCCAAACCUGAUAUCACUUUUGAGGAGUACACUCAGAUGUUGGACAACCCGGUUUUGGCCAGAAAACAUUUGACCAAGACUUCGACAAGGACUUUUACGGCGAUGGUGGCUAUGGUAGGGGAUUUGGGGUCGCUAGAAAGAAUUUGAAUGACGAUUUUUUGAUGGAAAAUUUGAAUUUUGUGCAUUUUUUUGGAAUUUUGAAGUUAAUUUUAAAAAUAUAAUACUAGAAGCUUACUAGUCGCGGAAAAAAGUCCUGGGAAUUUUCUGCGACUCUGCACUGUGCAUGAACCCGAAAAGUGCAUUUGCACAGUGCAAUUUUGUUGAUUUUGGCUUAUUGUCGCGCGCGAUUCCCGCGACAAAUCGACUUUUCGGAGCGCGACGGAAUUUGGGGGGCGCGAGAAAUUCCCAGGACUUUUUUCCGCGACUAGUACAUGGCGGGAAAAUAUACAUGGCGUUUUGAGUGAAAAUUUUUUCGAUUUUGACCAAAGGGAAUUCAGAAAUGAAAUUUCCCGCCAAGUUGGCAAUUUUUUUUUGUAAUCGUAUUUUGCCUAUUUUCAAUUUCAGAGCUCCGAUUUCCCCCUCCAACUGCAGACUUUGAUCGAUAUCCUGGAAGUGCUCGCCCCCUUCAAACACAUCAACAAACUCCGCGAUUUCUGUCGUCUGAAGAUGCCCCCAGGCUUCCCCAUCAAACUCGAGAUCCCGAUUGUCCCCACAAUCUCGGCCAAGGUCACCUUCCAGAACUUUGAAUGGCUCUCCCAGAAGGACCUUCCCCAUUCCAUGUUCUGCAUCCCCAAGAACUUCAGACUCGUCAAGCCGAGGCUGAGUAUUUCGUAG
This is a messenger RNA of Bursaphelenchus xylophilus (pine wood nematode), 2829 nucleotides long. NCBI's taxonomy places the organism in Eukaryota, Metazoa, Nematoda, Chromadorea, Rhabditida, Aphelenchoididae. The record is from the annotation of a GenBank genome assembly.